UGAUGAAUGCGUCGGGCCAGUGGACCUGCCUCUAGACACCGCGCACCGACACACACUCACACGCUCCCACAUUUUCGCUUGAUUGGAGCUGUUAAUUGGCUAUUUAUGGAUAAAAUACCCAGUGCUAGGAUGUGGUGGAGGGGAGGAGUGGAAUACUGCCAAGUGUGCAAGUGAAACGAAGUGAUGGGACCAGUCAGGCUCACAUGUUUUUUACCGAGGAGUAAUGAGGACUCUGCAUCGCGUAUCCUAAGAUGGCGAGACCGGUCGGCCCCGGACUAGCCAGGAUAAUGGCGCUCUGGUGAAACAGGCCGUGCAGCAAAAUGCGAAUAUUGUGGGGCUGGAGCUUGGCGGCCCUGCUGUGGGCUGUGGCGGGGAACGUAGGCCCACAGUACCACAGCCCUGAUGACUGUCAGGUCACCUCGCUGGCGGGCACCGACCUCGUCGCCCUCCUCUGUCGACUACGAACCAUCAACAGUGAACUGGACCCCACCAACUUCAGCAUGAUCCCCACCAGGAACACCGUCAAGCUCAGGAUUGAGUGUAGUGACGUCCUCUUCUUCCAAAGUGCGCUACAGAACAAGAGUUUUGUGAGGCUGCGAGAGUUGCAGGAGCUCGAUAUAGAGUACUGCAAGAUCGGUGAGGUCCCGCGGGAGGCGUUCAUAGGCCUCGCCAACCUCAGGAACCUCACGCUGAGGACCUACAACACCGACUGGUCCGCCAUGACCCUCAAGAUCGCCAACGACGCCUUCAGAGAGCAGAGGAACCUGGAAAGGCUGGACCUGGGGGACAACAACAUCUGGACGCUGCCCCCGGCACUCCUCUGCCACCUGGAAAAUCUCAGGCUCCUCAAUCUGUCCAGAAACAAACUACAAGACGUGACAGUUCUCAGUUUCAGUCAAGUGGAGCAUAUAUGUGCGCCGGGGCUACGGUCCCUCGACGUGUCCUUCAACCACUUAGUGAGUGUUCCGGCAUUUGCAUUUGCAGCGCUCAAAAACUUGCAAAUACUCAACAUGAGUCUGAAUGGCAUUAGCAAACUGGAGGACAAGGCUCUCUUUGGUAUGUACUCCCUGGAAGUGUUGGACCUGUCGGGGAACUUGUUGACUGCGCUACCACCUGAACUCUUCCAGGAGAACAAGAGACUCACCAAGUUGUGUAUCAGGAACAACUCGGUGAGUGUCUUGGCCCCGGGGCUCUUCACGGGCCUCAGCCUCCUGCUGGAGCUGGAGCUCACAGACAACCAGCUCACCAACACCUGGGUCAAUUCAGAGACCUUCACCGAUCUGUUGAGACUCGCCAGCCUCGAUCUGUCUAACAACAGAAUCACCAGACUCGAUGCUGCCACGUUUCGUGACCUGACCAACCUGCGAGUGUUAAAAUUACAGCAGAAUAUGAUAGAAACAAUUUCAGAUAACACGUUCAGUGGACUGUUUAGAUUACACACGUUAGUGCUGUCUGAUAACAGAGUCAAAGUGAUCAGUGAUAAGACUCUGGCGGGUCUAAUCGGCCUGCAGGUGUUAAAGUUGGAUAACAAUGAAGUGUUCAGCGUGGAUAGCCACGCCCUCACUAACUCCACAGAGCUGCAGGAGUUGGAGCUGAGUCACAACUACCUACAGGACGUGCCCAAGUUGGUGCAGAGUUUGGCCUCGCUCAGAACCCUCGACCUGAGCGGUAAUCAUGUAAGUGUUAUCAGCAACAGUUCCUUUACCGACCUGCACCACCUCAGUGCCCUAAAACUGGCCGCUAACGUGGUGGAGAAUAUUACUAAGAGUGUUUUCAAAAACCUGCCAGCCCUCCAAGUCCUGGAUCUGGGCAGCAAUAAAAUUCACACGAUAGAGAACGGUGCUUUUGACAAUAACAAACACCUGGAGGCCAUCAGGCUAGACAAUAAUGUGUUGACAAACGUUCAUGGUCUGUUUUCUGAUUUACCAAACCUUCAGUGGCUCAACUUGUCCAAAAAUCACCUGGAGUUGUUUGACUACGCCUUUAUCCCCAGGGGACUCAAGUACCUAGACCUCCGCUCAAAUUUUAUCAAUGAACUUGGAAAUUAUUUUGAGAUAGAGAGUCAACUAAACCUGAUGAUAAUUGAUGCCAGUUUUAACAAGUUAUCAGACAUUAGUGCCAGUUCAGUGCCAGAUAGUGUGGAGAUCCUCUUCCUGAACAACAACCUCAUCUCCAGGGUACAGCCAUACGCCUUCUUCAAAAAGAAAAAUCUCACCCGUGUCGAUCUCUUCGCUAACAAGAUCAAGAAUAUUGAUCAGAACGCCCUGAGGCUGUCCUUAAUGGAUCCCUCACGUGACCUUCCCGAGUUCUACCUGGGUGGGAACCCGUUCGAGUGUGACUGCACGAUGGAGUGGCUGCAGACCAUCAACAGCCUGGAGGAGACCAGACAACACCCCACAGUGAUCGACCUGGACAGCAUCAACUGUAGACUCAUGAACAACAACGCCGUGAUCCCCCUGCUGGAGGCACAGAAACUGCAGUUCCUCUGUGAGUACGAGUCGCACUGCUUUGCUCUCUGUCACUGCUGCGACUUCGACGCCUGUGAUUGUGAGAUGACCUGUCCCACCAACUGUACUUGUUUCCACGACGAGUCUUGGGCGGCCAAUAUCGUCGACUGCUCGCUGGCUGGCUAUGACGCUGUGCCCGACAGGAUACCAAUGGAUUCUUCUGAAGUGUACCUGGACGGUAAUGACCUGGACUCCCUCUCCAGCCACACGUUCAUCGGCAGAAAAAAUCUCAAAGUGCUCUACCUGAACGACAGCAAAGUGGAGGUUAUUCACAAUAGAACGUUCAACGGUCUGAAACUGCUUGAAACCCUCCACUUGGAACGUAAUUAUAUCAAGGAACUCAAAGGUUACGAGUUUGAGCAUCUUACCCUUUUACGUGAAUUGUAUUUACAUAGUAAUGAGUUGUUUUACAUACAGAACGCAACAUUCUUAACCCUUGUCUCGCUGAGGGUGCUGAGGUUAGAUGAUAAUCGUCUCAAAACAUUCCCAGCCAACAUGUUCCUGAAGAACCAUAACCUCCACUCCCUCCACCUGAGCGACAACCCCUGGCGCUGUGACUGUGACGAGCUGGAGGACAUCCAGACAUGGCUGCAGGGCCCCGGCAGGAUGCUCAAGGACGCUGACAAGAUCUUCUGCUCUCUUAACAGGUCAGUCGAGGUGAUGGCACAAGUGUCUACCUUCAACCUCUCCUCUUGCAACAACGAGACGGAGACGACCACCAUAAGACACGAGGCCUACCUGGACUACGUCUUCCUGCCCACCAUCACCCUCGGAGCCUUCGCCGUCCUCCUCACCAUCACCCUCAUCAUCUUCUGCAACAGGAACCGCAUGAGGGUGUGGGUCUACGCCAAGUACGGGGUCAGGCUCUUCUACAGGAGCGAGUACGAGGGAGAUACAGAUAAAGCCUUCGACGCCUUCGUCAGUUACAGCUCCAAAGACGAAGUGUUCGUGACACAGAUUCUGGCGCCAGAGCUGGAGCGCGGCAGCCCCGCCUACAAGCUUUGUCUCCACUACCGAGACUUCCCCGUCGGCGCCUACAUCACCGACACCAUCCUCAGCGCUGUGGAGACCAGCAAGCGCACCAUAUUAAUAUUAUCAGAAAACUUUAUCAAAUCAGAAUGGUGUCGCUUCGAGUUCCGCUCAGCGCACCAUGAGGUACUCAAGGACCGGCGGCGGCGACUUAUUGUCAUCCUGCUGGGCGAUGUCCCCCAGAGAGACCUGGACCCGGACAUCCGACUCUACCUUAAGACAAACACGUACCUCAAGUGGGGCGACACUCACUUCUGGGAAAAAUUAAAAUUCGCCAUGCCCGAUGCUCAGCCUCCCACGAGGAACCACCAGCUGCACGCCCUGGCGGCCCAGCAGCAGCCGGGGCCCAGACCCGUCCCCCUCCACAUGUAGCAGACACACACACACACACACACACACAAGUAACUCCGCCAGCCAGUACAAGUGUCACCUGCAGCAGCACGCCCUACAUCAUCCUCCGCUGACACCAGAGACAGGCUGCAGCGCCCCACCGUGAUGGCCGCCAGAUAUCAACAGCACCAUCAACAAGAGCCAAGCGCCUCAACCCUCAACUGAUACCACAUUUCUCCUUGACAAGUAAAAUAUGGGACAAUGUAUAUUCUACACUUGAUGCUCUGGGUAGCUCAAGUAAUGCAGCUUCAUGCAGCUGACCAAGACGUGGGCCGCUGGGGCAGAGGACGGCCACAACAGCUGCAGGACCUGUGUGUUGUCCCCUGACCCCAGCCAGGCCAAGCAGGCGAGCAGCGACACCCGUCUGGACAAGGCGGGAUAAGAUCUGUCCCCAACACCACCACCUCCCUCCUGGGACACUCCACACCCUCCCUCCUCCUCCCUCCCUCCCUCCUGCUACCUCGUGUACUAUCACCCUGGGUCACUCCACACCCCUCCUACACCCUCGAGUGAGGAUCAGGGGAGGUGGGGGCUGACCACCUCCUGCCCAGUGUGAGACAGGUAUGACCCCCCCUCCUCGUCAGUCCAGGAUACGAUGCUGACCACAUCCUACCUAACCCAGUGUGGGAGAGGGUUAACCACACCCUACUGCCUAAGCCCAGGAUAGGAUGGUGACCACAUCCUACCCAGUCAGCCCGCCCUGGUGCAUGGGGCUGACCCACAGAUGAACCACCAUAACCAGCGCUGACCGCCGCCUACCCCCGCCAGGUGUUCAGUGUUUACCUACAAUAUGUGACAGGACAAUUUGCAUAUAUUCCUGAUUUUUUAAAUUUGUUAUCCUAUGUAGAAAAUUACUUUGUUGUGCUGUGAACAAAUUAAAAAUUAUAUUAUGUAAUUUAAAAAAAACGAACGAGAAUUGAUCAUGAAAAUUUAAUAAAGAAUAAUAAUAAUCCUUUCUGCUGUAGUGUUGAAAAAUUCAUAUAACAAUUUUGGAUGGAAACUUAUCAUAAAACUUUGGAAAUAAUUGUGUACUUGAUGAAAUAAAUUAAUGAACUUUAUGUAUUAUUAUUAAUACAAGUUUUUCAAUGACAAGAAAAAUUAUGAAUAUUUCUAAAUAUAUUUAUAUCGGUACUUGAUAAGACUGUGAAUAUAGUUUAAAAAAUUAUGGAAUAGAAACAAUACCACGAAAGAUGUCAAAUUAUUUUUAACGUGACUUAAUAGUGAAGAUUAAAUGUGGUAAUUAUCGGUCAAAUUUUGUUAAUGAAUGUGUAGUGUUGAUAAUACUGGACGAUAAUUAUAUAUACAAAUUAUCUUAAUAAUUACAAGAGAAUGAACGAGGAAAAUAUUUGAAUAAUAAUGUAAUGAGAAUUAAAUAAUAAAUGUAAAGAAAACUGGAGGGCAGAAUAUAGUGAGUGUUGUGACGACCAGAUCUAUUACCCACCAAUAAUUAAAGUGAAUAAGAAAAAAUUAAAAGACGAAAAACUUAAGAAAAUUGUAUUAAUAAUAAUACCUGAUUUUGUUUAAUCUAUUUACUGAAGAAAAGGAUGAAAAUUACCGCAAUGAUGAUUUUAAAUAUUUACAAAAGAAAAUCUUUACUUGAAAUAAUAAAUAAUUCCAUAAUUUUGUUGUUGAGUAAUAUUGAUAAUAAUUAUUCUUUUAUAACAGCGAGUUGUUGAUAAGAAAACUAGUUGAAAGUCUUGUAGAUAGAGCUGAAUACUGACACCCCCAGACGCGACGGUGUUGGGACGCUGCUGUAAGUGCUGUAUCAAUGCUGAAAGGGCUGUAAGUGCUGUAUCAGUGCUGUAACAGUUGUAUCAGUGCUGGAAGGACUGUAACCGUGCUGUUAUAUAGAGCUGUGACGGUGUUGUUACAGACCGGCCAUUAACCGUACUGGAAACCCCUCGCAAUGAGUGACGACGACAGUGGCAUUUACAGUGAUAUAAAUAAAUAGUAAAACAAUAAACAAACAAACUACAGUGAUAAUAGUGAACUUUAUAAUAAAAUAGAACUCAUUAGUGGGAGAGUGAGAGGUAGAGAGAGCACCUCCCCUCACACUAUAUAACUCUCCCUCGCCUGUAUAUUACCACAUCCAUCUUUGCUUCUGUACAUUGUGUAUGUGGGCUUAAACCAUUUGUCUGUAUAUAGUUAUUAUUAUUAUUAUUAUUAUUACUAUCAUUAUUAUUUACCUGCAUUACAAUAUUAUCUAAAACUGCCCUGGUUUUUGUUAAGCUUUUUUCCUUUGUUAUUGC
Molecule: messenger RNA, 6175 nt
Organism: Homarus americanus (American lobster)
Lineage: Eukaryota; Metazoa; Arthropoda; Malacostraca; Decapoda; Nephropidae
Gene: Tollo
Product: toll-like receptor Tollo
Exons: 1
Coding region: 321-3908 (1195 amino acids)
Biological process (GO): signal transduction
Molecular function (GO): protein binding
Source: RefSeq, a predicted model, not a curated record